UAUAAGGAUGGAUCCAAAUAUGAGGGUGAAUAUGUCAAUCAUGCCAGAGAGGGACUGGGAACCUUUUUGAAUGAGUUUGGAAAUAUCUAUACAGGUUUCUGGCAGGAUAACGAAAGACAUGGAUAUGGAAUGCAAGAAUAUAAUGAAGGUAACAAGUAUUGUGGACAGUGGAAGAAGGACGCAAAGCACGGCUAUGGUACUUCAUGGUAUAAGGAUGGAGGUGUUUUUACUGGAGAAUAUCUGGAAGGAUUGAGAACUGGAAAAGGAAUCUACACGUAUCCGAGUGGAAAUCAAUAUGAUGGUGAAUGGAAGAAUGGUGUAAGAAAUGGAUUUGGUAUCUAUCGUUAUUGUUCUGGAGAGGAAUAUUAUGGAGAUUGGGUUGAUGAUUUGAGAACUGGAUUCGGAACCUAUAUUGGAGCUGAUGGAUCAAAAUACGAGGGUGAAUGGUCACAAGGAUUGAAACAUGGUGAAGGUACCUUGGUAAAUGGAAAUGAAAAUUAUAAGGGAUCAUUUGUGAGUGGUAAAAAACAUGGAAAGGGAAAGAUUGUGUUC
Messenger RNA from Naegleria gruberi, 552 nucleotides. RefSeq lists its product as uncharacterized. The transcript has a single exon. The annotation marks the transcript as partial. Lineage: Eukaryota; Heterolobosea; Eutetramitea; Acrasida; Naegleriidae. The record is from RefSeq and is a predicted model, not a curated record.